Stylonychia lemnae is the source of this 5019-nucleotide messenger RNA. The record is from the annotation of a GenBank genome assembly. Lineage: Eukaryota; Ciliophora; Spirotrichea; Sporadotrichida; Oxytrichidae.
AUGAAGAGAUCUUCUUUUGUCAGAGCACUUAUAAAACUAAACUUUGAUUUGAUGGCUAAUAAUGCCAUUAGUAAGAGUACCUUUUUGUUUCUCAUGAUGCUGCAAUCUUGCGUGAUACUUUGCUAUCCCUUUUUUGUAUUUUGCUACAAUGAGCCAGUAUACAAGAGUUUGAUACUUGCAUUUUACUAGAUGAACCCUCCUUAUUCAAUGAUUAUAUUCCUUGCAUUUCUACUCAUUUUUCAAUCUGUUGUGCUGCUAGAGUAUUUAAGUUUACUGAUUUUUGAAUGGGUUGCCACCAGAAAAAGAGAUGUGAGUAGAAAAUCAUCAGACGAUGAUAAAGAAGUUUUGCCCUCCCAUUAUAAAUUCUUUUUGAAUCUCAUCAUAUUUCAAUACUUGGUUAUAGUAUUAAUCCUAAACAUUCCGAGCAGAUCAUUUGCAACUAGGUCUGUAAUUUAAGCAGCUACUGAUUUGAAGUUAGACAAAGAUGAAGCCAGAAAUCUUGAGAUUUUGUCAAUAUUACUACUAAUUGUUGAUUUCAUAAAUACUAUGAUCUUUCACUCAUUUUUACAAAAUGUGUUCCCUUUAUAAUACAAUAUUCCUUGGGCUUAACUCGCACCUCAGUUUCAAUUACUUCAAGAACUAGUUUAUUACAUGUAUUCAGUUGCUAUAUCAUUGCCUCAGGCAGCCGAUUAUACAUACUAUAUUUAUGCAAUAUUUACGGUGCUAACUUUACUCUCUAUCAUCUAUUCAAAAACUUACUAUGAUUUAAUGGUUUUAAAGUUUUCAAAUUUUAACCAAAGUUUUAUCAUUAUGUCAAUGCUCAUACUUUCAUGCGGUUUAUCAAGAUCAGUUAAAUUUCGGUCUUUUUACCUUAUAAUGAUUGUUCUGCUAGCAUUUAUUAUCAUGUCACUAAUUUAGCUUGUAGACCAAUAGAGAAGGAUAAACGUCUUCCUAUAUAAUGAUAAACUUUCAAAGUCUAAGGAUGCAAUGAAGUGGGUAUGGACGAUGCACACUAAUUAUGAAUUCGAUAGUGAAACUAAGCAGGAUAAACUCAUCAAGAUAAUGAUUCAGUUAUAAAACUAAAUAAAGAGGCAUUAAAUGAAUUGCAGAGAUAAUGAUUGUAUCUGCGCAAGGAAGAAAGUAAGAAAACUAUUGAAAAUAAAGCAAGCUUCUCUAUGCACAGCUGAUGUCUGUCAAAGACUUAAACUUUAACUGAUUGAGAUUUAUUUACAAAGAAUAUUUAGCAAGACUGAUUCAGAACUUCAGUCAAACUCAAAAAAUGAUAUUCUUGGACUAUUCCUAGUUCAUCUUUGGCAAAAGACCUAAAAGAACUAUCUUUGCUGCAUUUACAACUUGCUUAAAUAUCAUGAUUGCAAGAGUUGUACAAUACAUGAAUGCUCAUAGUUUUAUUUCCUUACAAGAAUAAUACACCACAAGCUAAUGGAAAAGUAACUAAAUGAUGAAUCAGCAGUUAAAUUUUAAAAGAUGAUCUACUUUGAGUAGAGUUUCAAAGGUUACACUAACUCCAUCAAUAGUACCAUUUAAACAGUAAAUGAAUUUUGGCAAAACAUCAACAAAAAUACGCUUGAAAUCGAAAAGUCAGACAAAUUGAGUGAUAAGAUUAUCAAAAAUUAUCAUAGAUAUGUUAGCAUUUACUCAAGAAUCAUCAAAGAAUGUGGUGAGAUUGCAAUAGUAGAAAGAUUAGCUUGGAGAUUUAACUAAGAAAUAAUGUAGUUCGAAUAGGAAGCCCUUCAAAAUAUUGACAACCUAAAGAUCAUAAUUAACAAGCAAAGACUUCAUAAAAGGAGUAUUGAAGAAGAUCUCCUUCAAUUUAAUUUCAAGAACUUUUUCAUCAUAAUUAGUGCCAAUCCGUAGAAUUUCUAAAGUAUUCUUGGAGUAAGUAAGUAAUUGACUCAGUUUGUUGGAUAUACUGAAGAAUUCUUACUCACUAAUAAGCUCCCAGUGCUACUACCAAAAAUCAUAGACACUUAUCAUGACAGAUUACUAAAAAAUUAUUUGAGAAGAAAGAAUACAAGUCUACAAAAUUUCCUGCUUAAGCAGCAAUGGCUUUAAAAAAGCGAUGGAACAGUUGUUCCUGUGACAAUUAAUAUUAUUCCUAAGUAUGACGUUAAUGAGGGUCUUAGAUUAGUAGGUAUAAUUCAUGCUUAGAAGCAGUUCUCAUUAUUUGAGAAGGAAUUAAACUGCCAGACAGUAUUUGCAUUUUUAGCAGACAUCAAUCAAAAACUUAUUCACGUCUCUGAAAAUUGCAUUUAAAUAUUAAAGCUAAUGCAAAGUAUUCAUAAGUAAGAUAUUCAGAUGCAUUCCAUUCUCAAAAAUAUCCCUGAUAAUUUGGAAAACAAAAGUGAAUUUAUGACAGACAUUUCAAUCUUACAUCUUGUUCAAAAUAUAAAUGAAGUAGAAUUCCUUUAAGAUAGAAGAGUACAGGGAAAAGUCUUUUAUUAGGAGAGAACAUUCGGAGAAUACAAUACUAUCAGAGAAUAUCUUGUCAUAUUUAUGGUGUAGCAAGAUAUGACAGUUCUGAAUGCAAACAGAUACUUGACAAUGUAUGAUUCAAAUGUGGAUAUCCACACCUUGGAGUUCAGUUAAAUGAAUAUUCAAGGUUAAAGUAGUGCUACACAAUUGCACUAGUCAGAUAAUUUGCAGGCUACCUUCUCAGAUAGUUAGAUAUAAAAUUUUAUGGAUUUAAGUUCAAUGUCUUCAAACAGUUCUGGUUCUUCAAAUUUUAGCACUUAAGAUGCUUAAAUUGGGGAAAUCAAGUAGAUUUUUGAUUUUAACCUUCUACCAAAAUCUUUGAAAAUCUAUAGAAUCAAAAUAAUCCUUGGCUUUUUAUUGAUACUAGCAACAACAAUUACCCUACUAGUUGUUAAUUCCUAUUCAAAAUAGGAAUUCCAACAAGAUUUAAACGCUCUAUUUUCGGAAAAGAGAAUUCGCAAUAAUUUCUCCAGUUCUAAACUUAUAUCUCUCUUAAUAUUCAGCACUAGCAACAUGCCAAGCCAAAUCAAUGUAAAAGAUUUUGGCAUUCAAUAAAUUAAUAAAAAUAUAAGCUUGUACUACUUGAAUAAUAUGCCAGAUGUUUUGGAAGUUCUCUAAAAAUCUUUAAAUGACUUUAGUAUAUAGUAAACUUAAUGGGAUCCAGAUUUUGUAAAGAAAUUCAACAAUGAAUAACUAAACAUGACAUUUCUUACCACAACAGGAAAUAUCAUGCACAAUAAUAUGACUUUAUAUAAGGCCUUAACUCUUCUUCAAGAUUAUACUUCUCAACUAGGUAACUAUGAAAUUAGUGACUUUAUCGCUUCCUUUAAUAUUUAUGAGACAAACACUGUACAAGAAAUCCAGAAAGCAAUGAAAAUUGAAGAUAUAAGCAUGAGAACUAUUUUAUCUUAUCUUUUCUAUCUGGUUGAGAAUGGCUCAAACAUAAUGCUAACUUAGAUAAAAAGCAUUGAUUAACAAUUCAUUUAAUCUGUCCUGAAGCACGGAGAUAGUAUUAUUGAAAUGCUCUUGAUUUUCACUUUAGUGUGCUGCGGAAUCAUAUUGAUUUAAACUACGUUUUAUAUUCCAUUCUUGUUUGGAGUAGAAGAAAUAUAAAAGUAGAUGCUACAAUUUACCUACAAAACAGACAAAGUAAAGGUCUCUGAAAUAAUUAAAAAUUGCAAAGAACUCAGUGAUUACAUCGAGAGCAACAAAUUUUUAUAGGAGGAAGAGGGAUCUAAAUAAAAUAAUCGAACAACUAAUAAUAUUUAGGUGAUAUCUUAAAUUGAGUUAACGUAGCAGACCUUUCCAGCCUUCAAUGUAAUUGAGGAGAAUAAAGAAUCAAAUACAUCUAAUUAGGCAAAUUCCUAAUAAAUACAAUUCCCUUCACAUCAAACCUUCAAUAAGUAAACUUAUCAAACAAAUGAUAGAUUUGAAUCAAACGAGGAUCUAGUUUUGAAUAACAAUAAAUUGAAGUUCAAUAAAAAACCUAGCCAAGCAAUAAAAACGCCUUAACUUGAUCCAUUAUAAAAAUUCUAAGGAGAUAACCUUAAAUUUCAGCUUGAUCUAAAAAAGAGCUAUAAGAGCCAGUAGAUAACUUUCAAUAAGAGUAAGUUUGCAAGGAGUGAGAAAGAAGAAAUUAAAGAAGAAAAAUCAUCAAAUGAUGACACUUCAAAUGAUGGAAAAAGUGAAAAUAAAGGUCAUAAAAAAUAAAGAUUAAAAAGAAAAAAUACUGAAAAUUAGACUAAAGGAGCACUUACGGAGGGAUCAAAAUCAUAAGCACAUACAGUUGAUUAUUAGAUGAUGAAUAAGCAAGCUUAAAAGAGGAAAUUCAAGAUUGGAGCGAUUCUUUACAUCAUCGCUUCAUUGAUCAUCGCUUUCUAUGUUUCAGUGUUUUUUAUGUCUAGAAACAUCCUCAGUUCUUAUUAGAGAGCCUUCUACCAAUACGAUGCUUUCUAUAUUAGAAACACAUGCUAGACACAGAUCUACUUCUUGCUGUAAAAAAGCAUUUUGUAUAAUGAAUCAAUGAGAGAGGAUUCUUUUUCAGGCAAAAUCCUGGAUAGCAUCUACGAAGAGUGUAACAAUAAUGAAAACAAGUUCAGAAAUAUAAAGAAGGAUACUUCUGGUAUUUUCUCUAGUAUCUUGGAUUCAUUAGCUUUGAUGGAUUCAUCUGAGUAUUGUAAAUUUAUGAUAGACAAUGGUGGGGCCAAUGAUGACUGCUACACUGAUGCAUAGGGUUUCCUUUUAGUGGGGCUAUAAUAGAUUAUUGCUUCAUCACUUAAUCACAUAAACCAAAUGAGAAUAAACUAUAAUGCAAAACCUUAAUCUGAAAGAACUGUGAAAUACUUGACUGACACAUUUUAUAAUCCAACUACAUUCAGAAAUAUUGGUAUAUAUUAUGCUUAUCUCGAAUGGACUUUCAGAAAUGUGUAGAUUCAUAUCAAGGCUCAAAAUAAGACUAUUGAAGAUAAGACUGACUUUUAAGCUUAUUCCUUCUUAGGAGAUAUUUAAGAAUAAAGAUAUGCUUGA